GUACAGUCUGUAAUAACAAUAUCUUGUGUAUUAUAGUGUGUACAGCCUCUGUGUAAACUGUAAAUAAACGAUGGAUAUCUAAUAAUUUAUCUAUAAAUAUAAAUAAAAUACAUAAUAUGUGAUGGCUUGAGGCUAUGCACUAUCCAGUUACUUCGCUAAACAUACCUAAUAAUCUAAAUGAACCGAGUCUAUGGACACAGUAUUGAUUCGAAACCAAAUUCAAAAUGCAUUAGUUACGCUUAUAUUCUGUUAAUAAAUAAAUCGUCAAUGUAAACCAUGACUUCCCAACUCUUCCAAUCACCAACAUAUGAAACAGAACCCAAAUGCUAUUCGCCACCAAAUCUAAAUGCCAUGAGUGAUUUAUCAGACAUUUGUCGUAUUUGCGGCGCUAAUAAUCUAUCUCUCAUCCCAUUGUUUGGCCAAGAUGCACAGAAAAAUGAACUCGUUGAGAAAAUAAAUAAAUAUUUACCAAUAACGGUGCACCAACAAGACACAUAUCCUCUGGGAAUAUGUCAAUUGUGUGCUAAUACAGUGUUAAACUGGCAUGAACUGGCACAAUGCUGCAUUAAGACUGAAAAAGCGCUGACUUUGAAGCUGAAAGCGAACACACAGACUGUCAAAUGCAGUGGACACCAUACCAAUGUACAAGCAAGUUGUGGUUCAGGGGCUACACGUGGAGAGGCUCAUGAGAGGUUAUCAGCCCCUUGUUUAAUUUUAAUAAUAAAAGAAGUUCUGAACAAUGUAUACUUCAAGAUAAUGAAUAUGGAUGAAGAAAACUCUGAUUUAAUAUAUGUCUGCCAAAUGUGUCCCGACAAAGCUGCUUCAACAUCAAUAGACUCUCUUUGUGAUCAUCUGAUAGCAAAUCACAACCGAGAACUUAAUGAUAAGGCAUCAGUUGAAGCGUUCAUAAAGGAAAACAUUACAUUCGAAGAAGUUCUGACAAAUGAUGGCGUAACCGAUGAUGAGUCAGAGGAUCAGGUUGCAGAUAUACCAAAUUAUUUUUGCCCUUUUUGCGAAAGUGCAUUUUCAUCGCCGACCCGCCUCAUAUGUCACUUGAACAAACACAUCGAAGUGAGCAUCGACGACGGAGUUCUCUGUUGUGAUCAUCUGUAUGCUGAUAAGAAGUCUUUCGUUGCACAUUUGCAAGAUAAACAUGUAAACAGAUCAACAGAGGGAACUCUGAUUUGCAAAAGUUGUGGUUUAGUCGAGAAAGAUCACGACGCCUUGGCCGUUCACGUAAACGAGAAACAUGCCGAAGUCAAGGACCCAAAGAAGAAGACGGAACCGAAUCUCAAAUGCCAGAAGUUCAUACCGGCCGUGUGCCCGGAGUGCAACAAAUCGUUCUCUAAUAAAUACAACAUGCUUACUCAUAUGAAAGCUCACACAAGUGAACUCUCUACUAGUAAAUUCAUGUGCAUCAAAUGUAACAAAACUCACAACUAUUCCGACUUCUCAGAUUCUAGCACAUCCGAAAACGAGGAGACGGGGACGCAGGAGAGUUUAAACAGUUUCGAUGACUUGACGCACAGCAACAUGAGAAAAGACAAGAUGGAUGAGGAGACGCGACUCGAACUCAGUCAAGUGCAAACGAAAAUAAACGGGAAAGUUUAUUUUACGUGCGCGACGUGCGGCAAGAACCUCAGCUCGACCCACACUUACAUAUUCCACAAACGCAUACACACGGGGGAGCGACCGUGCGUGUGUCACAUAUGCGGGAAGCAGUUCCGCACGCCGAACGGACUUCAGAGACACCUGACCGAAACCCACGAGAAGCAGCGCCGGUACAUCUGCGUCAUGUGUCACAAAAACUUCGCCAACUCGCAAAACCUCAAACAACACAUGAGGAUCCACACGGGCGAGCGACCCUUCGUGUGUCCGCACUGCGGCAAGCGCUUCACGCAGAGCGGCUCGCUGCACGUGCACCUGAAAACCCACAGCGAGCACUACCCGCACCACUGCGCGGAGUGCGGCGCCAAGUUCCGCCUGCGCUCCGGCCUCACGAGGCACCGCUUCAAGCACACGGGGGAGCGCCCGCACGCCUGCGCGCACUGCGGGAAGGCCUUCCGCCAGAAGCACGAGCUCAACAGCCACGUGCUCACGCACUCCGACACCAAGCCGCACGCCUGCGCCGUCUGCGGCACCGCCUUCCGCCAGAGGCGAGCUCUGCGCCACCACUGCAAGCGCCUGCACGAGGCCGACGCCAGGGACGUGACGCACACGGUCUACGGCCACGCGGGACACUACGAGUGACGCGUCCCUCCGGCCGCCACCGACGGGACCGAACCGUACUCUAGACUCAGUCGAAUAAAUAUAAAGUAUUUCCGUUGAAAGAUCUCGUCAUUUCUACCCCCGGCUAUCGAUUGACUCGCGCACCUCGAACGGGUCAUCCGACAAGUCAUCCUCGGAUCGGAACUACAGGGAGCGUUCAUUCGAUUUGCUUUUCAGCGCGGUAGGUACCCCGAAACGAGAGCAGGCGCCGGAGCCCGAGGCGGGCCCGACAGAGAACCGGGAGGAGGCGAGCGCGGAGCGGCCCAAGACGAUAGUGAUCGAGGGCGGGCGGCGCUACGGCGAGUGCG
This is a messenger RNA of Vanessa atalanta (red admiral), 2576 nucleotides long. Its product is annotated as zinc finger protein 691-like. Bases 277 to 2250 code for a protein of 657 amino acids. Gene Ontology annotation, biological process: regulation of transcription by RNA polymerase II. NCBI's taxonomy places the organism in Eukaryota, Metazoa, Arthropoda, Insecta, Lepidoptera, Nymphalidae. The record is from RefSeq and is a predicted model, not a curated record. Gene Ontology annotation, molecular function: DNA-binding transcription factor activity, RNA polymerase II-specific; RNA polymerase II cis-regulatory region sequence-specific DNA binding; zinc ion binding. Gene Ontology annotation, cellular component: nucleus. The transcript is spliced from 6 exons.